Messenger RNA from Photinus pyralis (common eastern firefly), 4460 nucleotides. RefSeq lists its product as uncharacterized. Gene Ontology annotation, cellular component: membrane. Lineage: Eukaryota; Metazoa; Arthropoda; Insecta; Coleoptera; Lampyridae. Gene Ontology annotation, molecular function: G protein-coupled receptor activity. The transcript has 16 exons. The record is from RefSeq and is a predicted model, not a curated record. The coding region runs from base 279 to 4394 and encodes 1371 amino acids.
UGCAACCAGAUUCGCAGUAGACAAUUAAAAUAAAACAGUAACGCUUGUCCCUAAUUGCCCAAACGCAGCGCAUGCCAUUCGAAGUCCUCCAGGAUGCUGUAAUACAUCCCUGGAUAGUGCGCACCGGAUCGUUGUCGGUUUACGCAGACAGCAAGCAUUUCACGACAUUUUUUUUUACGUAAAACAAUCGGGUAGUUAGAUCAUUUGCUCGUACGUCUUUUUACGUUCAAAAGUGUGCCACAAAGAAUCGCUUGAUUUAAGAGGGAGCCAAAAAUUCGAUGCGAAUUCUCGAAAUAACGAAUUUGCUCCUCAUCCUCGUCCAACUAAGCGGAACGAAAUGCGAGUGUGGAGAAACUCUCACUGCCAAAACGGGAAUAAUACACACGCCAAAUUUUCCCAACGAAUUUUCCGUGCCGAUCCUCUGCAAGUGGGUAAUAGACGCGAGCGAAAUCAGCACCCCGAAUACCUCCAUAGUCGUGUACUUAACCCAGCUGUUCGUCCUGGAAGGAUUAAGCUUUGAGGAGUACGAAACGUACGAUAGGCGCUACAAUAUUUUGGGAAAGCAAAUCCACGCCGUUUUCGAUAACAAUAUCUCAAAAGUGCGAUGGGUUAAAACGCGCCAGAACGUCAUGGUGGUCACGUUUCAACUCGGCUCGAUCGAGAACACUCACUUGAGAAUUUUGGAUAAUUUUUUGGACGUUUUUGGCUUUAACCUCACGUACGAGAUCACCACUGAGCCUGUUCGCAGCGACUCUUGCACGAUGAGCGAUUGCGGGUUUACUGGGAUCUGCUAUGACAACCUCACGAAUUUCUACUGCCAGUGUUUUCCUGGUUACACUGGACCCACGUGUUCUGACGGUUACAACUCUUUGUGUACCUACGACGGCAGUCCAUACUGUAAAAAUGGAGGGAAAUGCAGGCAUAUUGGUACCAGCGCCGUUAGGUGCGAAUGUGGCGACGAUUACAUCGGCGAUCGAUGCCAAAGGCUGUCCCGCCAGAAUGUGCACAACUGCAACGUACACAGUUGCAAGUGUUUCAAGGAUGCAAGGGCAACACCAGGCGAUGGUCCUGAUUUAUCGACUACACUUCGUUUAAUGCACGGUCCCAAUUUGAGGAAGGAAACCCUUCAAGCGGUUCUACAAAAUCAGAUUUUAGCCUCGAAGUUGAGUGCAAUUGCCGAAAACGUUAGAGUAAGCCAUUUGAACUACUACGAUUGGGGAAGCGAAGCAACGGUGUACUUCAACGGCUUAAAACGCGACAGAAAGAAGUUGGAGAGUUUGAUACAUAAAUGGACAUACGCUGGACGCAUUGGAAACUUGACACUGAUCGACACCAGCAUUGGACUGCGAAAUGACUCUCUUCAGUUUAUUAAGAACCUUACCAUUAACCAAGUGGGACCUAUCCGUGAAAAUGGCCACUUCGUCUUAUCCUGCGUCGCUCACGGGUCUUCAAGCAUGAUUUUUCGCUGGUACAAGGAUGGGUUCGUUAUCAACACAACAUUCGCGACCAAUAACAAGUGGUCGCGCUUGAUUCAAAGCCCGCAACAAAACAGGUACACGUCACUUUUGGGCAUCGAAAGGGUAACCCACCGGGACGAAGGACUCUUCGUCUGCGAAGCGGAGGACGGAGGUAUCAAGCAGUGCUUGUCCCGCAACGUUGAAAUCACGAAACCGCCCGUUGUGAAAAUAGAACCGACGACUCUAACGGUGCAGAAGGGCGAAAAUUUCACUAUAAAGUGUAUUUGUAUGGCUAAUAAAAAUUCCGACCACAAAUACACGUAUAGCUGGACGAAGAAUAAGCUGCUUCUGCCCAUUAAGACAGAGAUGGAGAAAUACGAGAUACUUUUUCCCGGUGGGAGUAUACUGCAAGUGUCGCGCAUUGAGAAAACUACCGUAUACUCCUGCCUAGUCCAAGACGAAGUGACCUCAACGGAAGUAAGCAUACGAAUUGACGUAGUAGAUCGAACUUUAAUUCACACGUGCCGAGGAGAGAAGUCCAUGAACAUACUGUGGCCGGAAACGGCUCCCGGCACCCAGAACAUCCAAGAGUGUCCCAAGGGAUUUACGGGAAGCGUGAAACGUUGGUGCGUUCUGCACGACGCCGAAAAGUCCCUGUGGCAAUUACCCGACUUUUCCUUGUGUACCGCCGACGCUCUGCUCAAGGCGAACACUGAGUUGCAGAGUUUUAUGGCGGGAUACGGCGAAGGGAGCAGUUUGAAAACUCUUGGCAGUUACAACGACUACGUCCACAAACAGCCGAGUUUGCUCCCAGGGGAAGGUGUGCGUAUACUGUCACUCGCCGGUGAAGUGAUCACCUUCGUGAACAUGUCAAACGAUUUUGCUCAAAUCCGCAACAUGACGAGCACAUUCUUCUCAAUCGUUGACGGAAUACUCAAGCACUCCAAUUCGCUCAUUGACCAAGAGCAGGUCAUUUAUUUACAGGAAACCAUACAAAACGAACUUCGAUUUUCGGCGUUAGUAACCAGCUCAGGCCACUACCAUCAAGUUUACAAUUCACUGGUGGUUAACCUGUUAGGCGAAACCAACCCCAACUUCGUGGGCAAAAUCCCUUUGGAACGGCAGAGAUACCCUUCGUGGUUCAAGUACGAACUUGAGGUGAUUUACAGUGGAGAGAGCAUUCACGGAAAUACUUCCGUCGUGCUUGCCUGCAUCGUUUACAAGAACCUCUCCGAUUUUCUCCCGAGAAGAUCUGCGAUUCGACUAAGGGACGCCGCCGAGAUGGAGUACGAGAUAAUAUCCAACAUUGCCACAGUUUCCGUGGUGCAAAAUAAUCGCUUGGUCAAUUUGGGGAAAUUCUCCUUCGCGAUGCAAUUCGACCACUACGUUGUUAAUACGAAUAUCACCAGGUGGCGUAUUAACUGUUCGGUGGCCUCCUACGCCACCUACGGCUACGACUGGAAUUUAAACGAGUGCCAUACGAUUAUUAUCAACGCGACCGUUACCAAGUGCGUUUGCUCGCGACCUGGUACUUACACCGUGCUGGUUACCACUAUGCCAUUAACUCAGGUUAACGUGGACGAGCUCGAGACUUACCAAGUUCUUGUCUUGGUCUCCUGCUGUCUCUGCUUGCUUUUUUCAGGGCUAACUGCAUGCAUGUUGAUGGCGCAUUGGACACUGAUUAAAUCGUCGCUGGCGUUUUUAAAGGUGCAGUACUGCUGCGUACUCAGUGCGUCGAUGGCUAUGUUCGUAACGGCACUCUCUACGGACGUGCCCAACGAAUUCUUCCCUUACAUAAACACAUCUUUGGAAAUCUUCCUGUUGAUUGCGUUGUCUUCUCACAUUAGUAAAUGCCUGAUUGUAUUCGCCGAUUUGGUGCGACUGUCUAAAACCCAAAAUUUGAGCAAGACGAUUGUGGCCAUCAGCACAGGCGUGCCAGUUAUCACGGUUUUUGCAAGCCAUCUGACGCACAGAACAAUUGGGAGGCGACAGUUGUCUUGGUGGCUGAUCAACGGGUCGGUUUCGUUCAACAUUUUUGUAACUGCAUUUCUGAUCAUAAUAGUCCUUUACAACGUCAUGUACUUGGUGGUCAUGGAGAAAUUGACGCAGUGUGGCGACAAACCUUCAGUUCUCGUGAUCGAACGCAAGCGCCUACUUCGAAGAUCGUUCUGCAUAUUUUGGGCAACAGUUGUAAUGGUCUGCUCCAGUAUAAUGUACGUAAAUAUGAAGGAAUCGUCGUACUGGAACUACGCGUUCGCUCUAAGCAACGUUCUGCUGGUAACGAUAUUUUUCACCUGCUACAUUGCCAAGUCGGAGGUUGAGCUGUUCGGCGACUUCUUGGAAAGGUGUAGAGCGAGAGCAACGCAACCCUCGGCGUCCACUUCAGGAAGCACAUCCUCCAGCUCGAAACAAGAUUGCGAUUAUCCUUCGAGCAAAAGCAAGGGAAGUAAUCGCCAAAUGGGAAGCUCCAAGUCAAUUAUUAUGCUCUCCGAUCUGCAAAACACGGCGAAUUACGGAAAGAACGACGGCGACACCCCCAACAUUUACAAGCCCGUGCAAGAAUUCAUGUACUCGCCGGACGUCGUUGCGACACGAGUACACGUCGAGCUCGACCUGGUCGCGCCGAUAAUGCACGACCAAAGCAAAACGCCGGAAGACAACCCAAUCAUCCUUUGCAACAUCGCCGUUAACUCGCGAUGCGAGGUCAGUCCCAGCUUUCCCGAUUUGCAGCCGAGCAAAAACGAGAAGAGCAUCCUCAAGUCAUCAGAUCGUCAACAGCCGGAGGGCGUGGAAAAGGUGACGAACGAAACGGAGAAUGCGUCGGAUAGCUUGGACGGCAUGCUCGAUAAGAUUUCUCACGAUUUAGAUUAUUUACUUAAUAGGAACGGAUCGACUGAAAAAUGUAAUGACAACGAUGAUUUUCAAACUAGCUUUUAGUCCUAAUUGAUUUUAUAACGUUGUAAUCCAGUUAAGAUUUUCAAAAAUAAAGUACUUGUAUGUCUA